Molecule: messenger RNA, 3898 nt
Organism: Gadus macrocephalus (Pacific cod)
Lineage: Eukaryota; Metazoa; Chordata; Actinopteri; Gadiformes; Gadidae
Product: excitatory amino acid transporter 2-like
Exons: 10
Coding region: 19-1641 (540 amino acids)
Biological process (GO): L-glutamate transmembrane transport
Cellular component (GO): plasma membrane
Molecular function (GO): glutamate:sodium symporter activity; neutral L-amino acid transmembrane transporter activity; L-glutamate transmembrane transporter activity
Source: RefSeq, a predicted model, not a curated record
CUCCUCUCCAGUGCCAACAUGCAGAAGCAGGUGGAGGUGAGGAUGCAUGAGAGCCAGCUGGAGCCGGUGGAGAAGACCGAGGAGUCGGCGUGCGGCGGCUGCUGCGACAAGAUCAUGAACAACAUGGUGCUGACGCUGACCAUCCUGGGUGUGUUUCUGGGCUCCAUCUCCGGCAUGCUGCUGCGUCACAUCGCUCCGCUCCCCCCUGACGUGGUCAUGAUCAUCUCGUUCCCUGGAGAGAUCCUGAUGAGGAUGCUGAAGAUGCUGAUCCUGCCGCUGGUGGUGUCCAGUCUGGUCACAGGCCUGGCCGGUCUGGACGCCAAGUCCAGCGGGCGUCUGGGCACGCGGGCCAUGGUAUACUACAUGUCCACCACGGUGAUCGCCGCCGUCCUGGGGGUGAUCCUGGUCAUCGUCAUCCACCCGGGGAACCCCAAGCUGAAGGCCAACCUCGGCCACGGCAAGAAGAACGACGACGUCUCCAGCGUGGACGCCUUCUUCGACCUCAUCCGGAACCUCUUCCCCGAGAACCUGGUGCAGGCCUGCUUCCAACAGAUCCAGACGGUGAUGACUAAGGUCCCGGUGCCCACCAACAGAACCAGAGGCCCCUCCAGGUUCACCAUCAAGAGGUCCCUGCAGUUCAAGGGCGGCAUGAACGUCCUCGGUCUGAUCGGGUUCUUCGUGGCCUUCGGGAUCAUCAUGGGGAAGAUGGGGGAGAAGGCCCGUCUCAUGCUGGAGUUCUUCAACAUCCUGAACGAGAUCGUCAUGAAGCUGGUCGGGGCCAUCAUGUGGUACUCCCCCCUCGGUAUCGCCUGUCUGAUCUGUGGUAAGAUCAUCUCCAUUGCCGACCUGGAGGUGGUGGCCCGUCAGCUGGGCAUGUACAUGGUGACCGUGAUCGUGGGUCUCAUCAUCCACGGGGGCAUCUUCCUCCCGCUCAUCUACUUUGUCAUCUGCAAGAAGAACCCCUACACCUUCUUCAUGGGCAUCUUCCAGGCCUGGGUCACAGCCCUGGGAACAGCCUCCAGUGCCGGCACGCUGCCCGUGACGUUCCGGUGCCUGGAGGAGAACCUGGGCAUCGAUAAGCGCGUGACGCGCUUCGUUCUGCCGGUCGGCGCCACCAUCAACAUGGACGGCACCGCGCUGUACGAGGCCGUGGCCGCCAUCUUCAUCGCCCAGAUGAACGGCAUCGACCUGGACUGGGGCCAGAUCAUCACCGUGAGCAUGACAGCCACCCUGGCCAGCGUGGGAGCGGCCAGUAUUCCCAGUGCCGGGCUGGUGACCAUGCUCCUCAUCCUCACCGCGGUGGGCCUUCCCACGGAGGACAUCAGCCUGCUGGUGGCGGUGGACUGGCUGCUGGACCGCUUCCGCACGUCGGUGAACGUGGUGGGCGACUCGUACGGCGCGGGCAUCGUGUACCACCUCUCCAAGGACGAGCUGGACAGCUUCGACGCGCAGCAGAGCCGCCCGGAUGAGUUCGAGAUGGCCAAGACGCAGUUCUACGACAACAACACCAACCACCAGAACCACGCCUACGCCUCGCACCAGCAGGCCAUGUUGAUAGACGACUGCAAGGUGACCAUGGGCAGGAACGGCAGGACAACAGAGUACUCAUUUGUUGAGGAGGAACCCUGGAAACGGGACUAAAGCGGCAGCACCCUGGUUCCCUCCGCUGACCUAACACCCAGCGACAUUAAGCCCAGGAGGACAGACCCCCCUGUAGUCCUGACUCCCACCCCGGCCUCCCCACGCCGCUCUACGUCUCACUGAUCCAACGCUCCGCAGUGUUCUCUCACCCCUCGGCCUUACCCCGUGCUGCCGCUCGGUGGUCGCUGGGGACAAGGGGGAGAUGUUCUUUGGAUGAAACAUCUCCCUUUUAUCUUUUAUUUAUGUGCUGCUUAAAGGCAAGAUGCUGAUGUGUUGAGAUAGGGAGAUAGCCUCUUUAACAUCAGGGAGCGAGCAGGAAGCCCCAGUACACCGGCCUGACCACAAACCAGUUGGUCAGCCCCUCGAUAUCAGAAUGGAGACACGUUCACUCCUGGUCCAGCAGCAGAUGCUUCUCUGGGUUGAUUUUUAACGUCAUUAUUUGUGGGAAUUUCCAUCGUUUCUAAACUUUCUGCCUUUUCUUUGUAAAAGUGUUGAAUAAAGGAAGCAUCUGCUUGGUAAGGCAGGCAGCGCAGCAGAGCUUGUGUGGAAAGGUGAAGGAAGACUUACCUUUGACUCCUUGAGUAAGGGGAUUACCUGCGACCUGCGUGUCCACGUGGUCCUAAGUACGGAUUAGCUCCGGACUUAGACCUAAGAGGGCCGUGACGUGCGACAGCGUAAUUAAACAGCAGCCUCUUCAGCCAGCGAAGGUCUCUGCACACACACACACACACACACACACACACACACACACACACACACACACACACACACACACACACACACACACACACACACACACCCCACCUACACAUGUACUCACACACACACACACACACCCCACCUACACACACACUCACACACUACACACCCCACCUACACACACACUCACACACUACACACCCCACCUACACAUGUCCUCACACACACACUACACACCCCACCUACAAACGCACACACACACUACACACCCCACCUACACACACACUCACACACUACACACCCCACCUACACACACACUCACACACUACACACCCCACCUACACACGCACUCACACACUACACACAGCUCCCUACACACGCACUCACACACUACGCACAGCUCCCUACACACACACUCACACACACAGCUCAGGUACUCACCUGUAGAUCCAUUGAUUACAUGGAAAUCAUCCAAUCAGGUUUGUUUGGCAAAGGUAUGCGUAUGUGAUGUAAAGUGUGUGUGUGUGUGUGUGUGUGUGUGUGUGUGUGUGUGUGUGUGUGUGUGUGUGUGUGUGUGUGUGUGUGUGUGUGUGUGUGUGUGUGUGUGUGUGUGUGUAUGUCUGUGUAGGUGGCUGUGCGUGUACAUGUCCAUGCGUUUGCAUGUCUGUGUCUGUGUGUUUAUGUGUUUGUGUGUGUUUGUGUGUGCGUGUGUGUAUGUUGCUCCUGUGUUGUUUCUUGUCUUUGCUUCAUGAGUAUCUUGCCUUGGAGAUGUUGAUUGCAAAGUGCAGAGGGUGUGAUGAUGGUGUCAUGGCCGGUGACGGAAAGAGUAUCCAUUAGAAUCGCUUUGAAUUAGUGCUGAUGAUGCCCACCACUGUCUCAAAAAACAUUUUUUUUUUUACUUAUGAAGGCUGGGCCUUUCUUGAAAUAAAAACCAUUUACAAACACACACACUCAAUAUAAAUACGAAAUAUACCUGGUAAAUAUAAUUUGGAUGAUCUCUGUGAUAUAUAUUUCUAACUGGAUUGUUUAUUACUUGUUUUGCACUGGCAUAAAUGUCCAUGUUUAAAGUGCCUCCUUGCACUUUGUGUAUAUAUGCAAAUAUAUAUAUAUUUAUAUAAAUAUAUAUGUUGUAUAUAUAUAUAUAUUUAUAUAUAUAAUGAGUUAGAUAAAAGGUCAAUUUUACUGUAGCUUCAAAAUGAUCUGUGAUCCUUCGUAAGUUGUUACUGAAACAAUUGAAAAAAUAUAUAUGUAUAUAGAAGAUGAAAAUUAUAGACGUAGGGAAUCUUCUUCCAAUUGUAAUACAGCUUUCUCUCGUUGGAUUAUUGCAUCUAAAUCGUUUGUGGAUGUUAGUGUGUGCUUCCCCGGUCCUGUCUAAGUAGGCCUACGCUCCUCACUGAGGCACUGGGCGUGUCGUGUGUGUGUUGCUCUGUUUCUAUUGGUGGGAUUGGUUUUGUGUUAAAUUCAGGCAAUGUUGAAAGUUCCAGCGUACACCUGAGCAAGGCAUUUGUUUGUUAUCUCUAUCUAAAUAAAAAAAAUGCGAGAUCUUGUAAUAUUACAA